Molecule: messenger RNA, 2589 nt
Organism: Aspergillus terreus NIH2624
Lineage: Eukaryota; Fungi; Ascomycota; Eurotiomycetes; Eurotiales; Aspergillaceae
Product: histidine biosynthesis protein HIS4
Exons: 3
Coding region: 1-2589 (862 amino acids)
Biological process (GO): L-histidine biosynthetic process
Cellular component (GO): cytoplasm
Molecular function (GO): NAD binding; phosphoribosyl-ATP diphosphatase activity; metal ion binding
Source: RefSeq, a predicted model, not a curated record
AUGGCCACGCCAUUCCUCGUCUCAUACGACCCCUCGUCCCCCACCUCCGGACUCGACCUCAAGCAGAUCGCCUACUUCGGCCGCGUCCUAAUCAAGGUCGCCAAUCUUGCAGAGGCCGAAGAUUUCCUGCGUCGUAAUUUCCGUCUUCUCGAUGUCUACGUCGACGCGACCGCCGUCGCUUCCACCGGUGACCUCGUCGAUAUCCUCAAUGCCGGCGCCGCCAAAAUCUUCAUCUCGUUCGAUCAGCUGGCCGCAUUGUCCCAAGAGCAGUCCGUUCCUUCAUCGCGAAUUGUGGUCUACGCGUCCGAGAGCCAAGUGGAUGCCUUCCAGACCUGGGUGAGCGAGGAUGCAGAGCGGAAAGAAGCCGGUCUCUGCACCGACUCCCCCGCCGUCAAGACAAUCUCCGAGAGAUUGUCCAUGAACCCGGAAGCCCAGACCCUCUACCGUUCAUACUCGACGGAUGUCACGGAGCAAACUUUGAAGGACACUUUCACUCAGGGUGCCGUCGGUAUCGUCUCGUCCGCGGCUCUGACCCUCGAACACACUCAGCCCAAUGGCAAGAUUCCUGCGGCUUCCAUCAUCGCGGCCCGCGCCGUAGCGGAUCAAAGCAACGGCCUCUACGCAACCUCCGUGACUGACGAGAGAGGAACCUGUCUCGGCCUCGUCUGGAGCUCCGACGAGAGUAUCGCCGAAGCUCUGCGCACGGGUACCGGUGUCUACCAGAGCCGCAAGCGUGGCCUCUGGUACAAGGGCCAGUCUAGCGGAGAUGUGCAGGAACUGAUCCGGAUCGGUUUUGAUUGUGACAGCGAUUGCUUGGUGUUUACUGUCAACCAGGUCGGCCGAGGCUUCUGCCACCUCGGUACCGCCAGCUGCUUCGGUCCCUACAACGGCCUUUCCCGUCUGCAAAAGACUCUUCAAGCGCGCAAGGCCGAUGCCCCCGCCGGUUCUUAUACCGCCCGCCUGUUCAACGAUCCCAAGCUCGCCCAGGCCAAGAUCAUGGAGGAAGCCGACGAGCUGUGCCGUGCCAAUACCAAGGAGGAGAUCGCCUUCGAGGCUGCUGACCUCCUCUACUUUGCUCUCACCCGUUGUGUUGCCGCGGGUGUGACUUUGGAAGACGUGGAACGCAACCUCGAUCUCAAGAGUCUGAAGGUGAAGAGAAGAAAGGGGGAUGCCAAGGGUCCGUGGGCCGAGAAGGCUGGCAUUGCUCCUCCCGCACCUGCGGCUGACAGUCAGAAACCCGCGAAGCCCGAAGAUGACUCGAUGAAGAUGACUCGUGUGGUCACUGCCUCGACGUCCGUUGACGUUGUCAAGGACCACCUCAAGCGUCCGUCUCAGAAGUCGAAUGAGGCGAUUGUUGGAUUGGUUCGCCCUAUUAUCCAAGAUGUCCGCGACAAUGGCGACGCUGCUGUUCUGAAGUAUACCCACAAGUUUGAGAAGGCCACCUCCCUUACGUCUCCCGUCCUUCGCGCUCCGUUCCCCGCCGAACUGAUGACGCUGAGCCCCGAAACGCAAAAGGCCCUCGACGUUAGCAUUUCCAACAUUGCCAAAUUCCACAGCGCUCAGAAGGGAAGUAACGAAGCCCUUAAGAUGGAGACCAUGCCUGGUGUGGUCUGCUCUCGCUUCUCGCGACCCAUCGAACGGGUCGGUCUGUACAUUCCGGGUGGUACCGCGGUGCUGCCCUCCACUGCCAUGAUGUUGGGUGUGCCCGCUAUGGUGGCGGGCUGCAAGAAGAUCGUCUUUGCUUCUCCCCCGCGUUCGGAUGGCAGUAUCUCGCCGGAGAUCGUGUACGUUGCGCACAAGGUCGGAGCUGAAAGCAUCGUCCUGGCUGGUGGUGCGCAGGCGGUGGCGGCUAUGGCGUACGGUACGGAGAGUGUCACCAAGGUCGACAAGAUCCUGGGUCCUGGCAACCAGUUCGUGACUGCCGCUAAGAUGCUCGUCGCCAACGACACCUCCGCCGGCGUCAGCAUCGACAUGCCGGCCGGACCCAGUGAAGUUCUGGUGGUCGCAGACAAGUUCGCCAACCCCGCCUUCGUGGCGUCGGAUCUGUUGAGUCAGGCCGAGCAUGGUGUUGACUCCCAGGUCAUCCUCAUCGCCAUUGACUUGAAUGAGGCCGAGCUUCAGGCGAUCGAAGCCGAAGUCGAGAAGCAGGCCAAGGCCCUUCCGCGGAUGGACAUCGUCAAGGGAUCCCUUGCCCACUCGGUCACAUUUGUGGUGCGGGAUCUCGCCGAGGCCAUGGCUCUCAGCAACGAAUAUGCCCCCGAGCAUCUGAUCCUGCAGAUCCAGAAUGCAGAGGCGGCCGUUGAGCAGGUGGAGAACGCCGGUAGUGUGUUUAUCGGCGAGUGGACUCCUGAGAGUGUCGGCGACUAUUCCGCCGGUGUCAACCAUUCUUUGCCGACUUAUGGCUAUGCCAAGCAGUACUCCGGAGUGAACUUGGGCUCCUUCCUCAAGCACAUCACCAGCUCCAAUCUCACGGCUGAAGGUCUGCUUGGACUGUCGCAGACGGUGGAACAGCUGGCCGCCGUCGAGGGACUGGAAGCUCACAAGCGGGCCGUGAGCAUUCGCGUGGCGCACAUGAAGAACAAGCAAUGA